Neofelis nebulosa (Clouded leopard) is the source of this 1474-nucleotide messenger RNA. RefSeq names its product aryl hydrocarbon receptor interacting protein like 1 (gene AIPL1). NCBI's taxonomy places the organism in Eukaryota, Metazoa, Chordata, Mammalia, Carnivora, Felidae. Gene Ontology annotation, molecular function: protein binding; peptidyl-prolyl cis-trans isomerase activity. The record is from RefSeq and is a predicted model, not a curated record. Bases 200 to 1312 code for a protein of 370 amino acids. The transcript is spliced from 8 exons.
AGCCACUGACAAGUCCUUGUAACCCACAGACUGACCUCCCUCUAGGAGCUCAGCUGCCUGGAUGAUGACACUUUGCUGGGGGCAAAAGGGAAUCUUGGCUCAACAUUGUCCUGACCCCCCAGGAUCCUGUCUCCGCCACCCAAGGCUUUGUCCGGGGAGAUAAUCUGUGCCUGAGCCCACACCUCCCUCACCCGCAGCCAUGGACGCCGCUCUGCUCCUGAACGUGGAAGGGGUCAGGAAAACCAUCCUGCACGGAGGCACGGGGGAUCUCCCCAACUUCAUCACGGGGUCCCGGGUGAUCUUCCACUUCCGCACCACGAAAUGUGACGACGAGCGGACGGUGAUAGACGACAGCAAGCGCGUGGGCCACCCCAUGCACAUUAUCAUCGGGAACAUGUUCAAGCUGGAGGUCUGGGAGGUGCUCCUGACGUCCAUGCGCAUCGGCGAGGUGGCCGAGUUCUGGUGCGACUCCAUCCACACAGGGGUCUACCCCAUCCUGUCCCGGAGCCUGCGGCAGGUGGCGGAGGGCAAGGACCCCACCGAGUGGCACGUGCACACGUGCGGGCUGGCCAACAUGUUUGCGUACCACACGCUGGGCUACGAGGACCUGGACGAGCUGCAGAAGGAGCCACAGCCUUUGAUCUUUGUGAUAGAGCUGCUGCAGGUCGAGGCCCCGAGCGAGUACCGGCGGGAGACGUGGAGCCUGAGCAACGAGGAGAAGCUGCAGGCGGUGCCCGUCCUCCACGGGGAAGGGAACCGGCUCUUCAAGCUGGGCCGAUACGAGGAGGCCUCCACCAAGUACCAGGAGGCCAUCGUGUGCCUGCGGAACCUGCAGACCAAGGAGAAGCCCUGGGAGGUGCAGUGGCUGAAGCUGGAGAAGCUCAUCGACACCCUGACCCUCAACUACUGCCAGUGUCUGCUGAAGAAGGAGGAGUACUACGAGGUGCUGGAGCACACGGGCCACAUCCUGCGCCACCACCCAGGGCUCCUCCCUUCUCCCCGGAUGAGUGGGUUCUCCCCGCACCAAAGCAGUUCUCCGUCACGCCAGCCGGAUGUAUUCCAGUGUAACCCGCUUCUGACCCUGCGCACCUGGAGACGGCCUCGGAUCCCACGGGGUCUCCUAUUAGGGGCAGAACCGAUCAUCACUCAAUUUCCAGGCCUUCUCCAGAGAACAGAGGAUGAGACUGAAAAUUCUAAGCUUUUAUUCAUAGCUUGGUCUUUCUGGCGACCAGCCCCCGUCCAGGAGCCACCAGGAGUCACCUCCUUAGGACAAAGGACGUUCCUAUCACCCAGGCAAUGCCGAAGGAUUUAGGAGUUCUGUGCCAGAAACAGGGGCAGAGACCUACACAUGUGUCUGUCCUGUUAUUUCACACGUCGUCUGCCCCAAGUCUUGAAGGUAACGAGUGUGUUUUCUCUGGAACUUCUGUGGCUCUGGCACUAACUUUAAGUCUAUGCUGGGUCUACGUUUUAGACU